AUGAACAUGAGCAAGGACGCAGGAUUUGAGCAUGUUCUUAAAUAUUUUGAUGAAGAUGGUGAUGGGAAGGUUUCACCUUCGGAGCUCAAGCACAGGCUAGGUAUAAUGGGAGGGAAGCUUUUGCUUAAAGAAGCGGAAAUGGUGAUUGGGGAAUUGGAUUCAGAUGGUGAUGGGUUGUUGAGUUUGGAGGAUUUGAAAGCGUUGAUGGAAGGAGGAGGAGAGGAACAGAAGUUGAAGGACUUGAGAGAAGCUUUUGAAAUGUAUGACACUGAGGGGUGUGGUUUUAUUACCUCCAAGAGCUUGAAGAAGAUGUUUGAGAAGAUGGGAGAGUCCAAGUCCAUUGAUGAAUGCAAAGUCAUGAUCAAUCACUUUGAUUUAAAUGGAGAUGGCAUGCUUAGCUUUGAAGAAUUCAGAAUUAUGAUGCAGUGA
Molecule: messenger RNA, 429 nt
Organism: Gastrolobium bilobum
Lineage: Eukaryota; Viridiplantae; Streptophyta; Magnoliopsida; Fabales; Fabaceae
Product: calcium-binding protein CML37-like
Exons: 1
Coding region: 1-429 (142 amino acids)
Molecular function (GO): calcium ion binding; enzyme regulator activity
Source: RefSeq, a predicted model, not a curated record